This is a messenger RNA of Mizuhopecten yessoensis (Yesso scallop), 3727 nucleotides long. Its product is annotated as PRELI domain-containing protein 1, mitochondrial-like. NCBI's taxonomy places the organism in Eukaryota, Metazoa, Mollusca, Bivalvia, Pectinida, Pectinidae. The record is from RefSeq and is a predicted model, not a curated record. Gene Ontology annotation, molecular function: phosphatidic acid transfer activity. The transcript has 4 exons. Bases 140 to 766 code for a protein of 208 amino acids. Gene Ontology annotation, biological process: phospholipid transport. Gene Ontology annotation, cellular component: mitochondrial intermembrane space.
UUCACCUGGGAUUGAAUGUGACCGCACACCUCUCCACCUCGACGUAGACCUAUUCGAAGGAAACACGUUUCGUUGGAGGUCAUAAAUCCGGACCCUAGUCCAUUUUAAUGUUGUAAUAAAGAACUUCCCAGAUGCAGCAAUGAAGUAUUACACAGGAAGCUUUAUAUUUCCUUUCCAAUGGGAUCAAGUUGUAACUGGGUUUUGGCAGAAGUAUUCCUUAUCAAACAGUAAACACAUAAAUUCCGAGGAUGUGCUGUCACGGAAGAUUGUUGAAGGCAAGCUUUUCUCAAAGAGACUCAUCAACAAGUCGGCUGGCUCUGCCCAGAAGGUGGCAAACAUGCUGUUUAACAAAAAGGCAAAACGGACAUGGGUCAUUGAGGAAUCUGUUGUAGACCCGGUGGAGAAAACCAUGGUUACCUACACACGAAACAUUGGCCUCAAGGAAUUAGCUUUGAUUGAAGAAAAAUGUGUUUACAAAGCAAACCCAGAGAAAACAGAUGAAGUCAUACAGAUGAAGAGCGCUUGGAUUGACUCCAGUCAUGCCUAUUUAGGCAGAAUCAUACAAAACCUUGUUUAUCAACAUUUCAAACGUCGGGCAGGAAAGUCAAGUGGUGAACUUCUUGGUGUCUUAACAAAACUAUAUAGCAUGGAAGUGGCCGACCCCACAAAUAGCUCGGGUAUCAGACCCCUACUGAAAGAUCACGACAUCACAGGAAAGGCAAUUCGUGCGGGCAAAAGUGUCGCUCAGAAGACGCCAAAACUUUGAAGGUGCCUUAAUUUACAUAGCUGUGUGGAUGAAGUAGUCGGAUUUAUCUUCGGGUGAGGGGAUGAAUAUUUGAUUUGGAUAAGUUACAGGAACGAUAAAUCAUUUUUGCUCUUUUGGUAGUCAAUACCCGGUGUAUUUAUGAAGAGAAAAAAAGUAAUAGAACAAUGCUUACAAUUAAUUAGAUCAUCUCGGUCAACUUUAGAAGUUUUUAUAAUUCUUUAAAAAAACAGAUUCAAAAAGAGAAGAAUAUUUUUAUAUGAUUAAUUUUUAUCCCUUGGAGCUUGUGAAUACGAAGGAAUGUCAAUUUGUAUAACUUGUAAACUAUACUGAAUUCCUGCGCUAUAGAAUGUUCAAAACAAUCUGAUUUUUUUGGUUUCAAUCACUGUGAAGAUUUUUAUUAAUUUCUAACAAACCUUUGAAGUUUUACGUAACAAAAUCUUAUAAGAGUUGAUUGUGCUAAUGCUGCAUGGUGUAUAUAUUAUCCAUGCUUUGUGUGAAUCAGUUUGUACCUGUUUUCAUCAAACCUGUUUCCUUAUAAGUUGAGUGCUAGAUUGACUUAAGGAAUUAUUCCAUGGCCAUGAUGCCAUACAAGUUAAGUUAUAGGGAACAGAUUACACACACAAUCUAUGUAAAACAGGGUUGUAUGGAGCUUUUAUACAACGUGGGUUAAAACGUUUGUUUUAUGUUCUGAUUCAUGAAACCAUGGAUGUGUAAUUGUGUAUGUGAAAAAGAUAUUAAGGAAUAUACAUCAACUGUUAUUGACAAAUGGUAGAAAGUCAAUAUGUGAGGUUGUGUUGAGAUUAUUACCGAUAGUUUGGGGUGUAUGCUGAGUCAUCAAUCUUAAGCAUUGUGACAUCUACCUCAAUAAAACAUAAACACCCACCGCCAUCAAGAAUCAUGUACAGCUAACAUGUAUUCAAAACAUUGUAUUAGAAGAAACAGUUAUGGUUUUAAAUGGAAUUCAUGGUUUCAAAGUUUAAAUGUCAUUUUCCCAUAAUUAAGCAUUGCCAUUUUGUUUGACUGAUGCAGAGUAAAGAUGAAAUUCUGUAAAUUUCUAACUGGGAAAGAGGCUAUAAUUAUGAUAUACAUUGAAUGUAUAUAUAUAAUAGAGACCAUUUUUUACCAGUUUGAUAGAGAUUCUACUGAUAUUAACAAAUGUUGUGUCAUUUUUAGCGAUUAAAAUACCUCAAAAAGCAUCAUGCAUGUGAUAAAAACAAAAAACAAAUGCAAAAAAUUAGGGACUUAUACAAACUGCUUCUCUCGUAUGAUUAUCAUACUAUCAAAGUUUCACAAGUUUGUUCCUGAAACUAAUUCACUCAAUAUUGUUAAAAGUCUUAAUUAGAAGGUAAUAAAUUUCAUGGUGUUAAUGUACAGUGUAAAUUAAACCCCAGGGGAGUUUUGUCUGUAGUAUACAGAUUUUAAUUUGUUUUACAAGUUCAUGAAGAUACAAUCUUCGUAAGAUACUGUAUUCAGUUUAGUAAGUGCCCCAGCCCUUAAAUGUUCUUCAUCUUAAAGAUGUUUUCCUCGUCAGAGCGUACAUUCCUUUCCCAUAAAUUACAGACUACCUUUAACAGAGUGUCUUUAGUUAAUGUUUAAGAAUUUCACAUCUUGGAACAUUCUGCGAUUGUUCUUAUUUUCCAAAGUUCAUAAACAUUUAUUAGAAAAAGCAAUGUGCUCUAGUUAUGCAACUAAGUGUAAUUUUAUAAAUUACCUUUAAAGACUGAGUGUGAGAUUUGUGACAAAAUUGGAAAAGAGACCAAAUUUUCGAUUGAAAUGGGUCCAUGAAUACGUGAUUUCAUUGCAUUUCUAUUACACAGAUCAAUCCCAAAUAUUUAUAUUACAUUUUCAUAUCUAGAGAACCAGUCCGCUGGUAGAUUUUGAAAAAAUCUGCUAGCCCAAUCAAUAUCUACAUAGUAGAUAUUUCCAUAUAUCACUGGCCUUGACAGAACAUCUACAUUUUUUGCGCUCUGCAUACAAUUCGGUCCAAGUGCAUUAGUUUAUCGUCGAAUAUUUCCACUUGAACUUGUUUCAACUGGGAUAUGCGAAUGCGGCCCAAGUCAAUUUGAUGUCAUGUCAGUUUCAAGUCAGCUGGAAAGGGGGGGGGGGGGGGGGGGGGGGGGAUCAUGUGAAUUCAGGUUAUUUUUUUUAUGUCAAUUCCCCAUCAAUUUCAGGUCAAGUUAAGAUCAAGUUUUGGCCUGAAAUUGAAUUUUCUUGCUCAUUUUAGGUAAAAUUGACCUGAAAAUUAGACCUGAAAUUAACAUCAAGAAAUGUUGUCUGUGUAUGGUGUAAAUAGUGGAUAUGUAUAUUUCAGCUAUACAUCUGAUUUGUAUACUAGCUAGUAUAUAAUUUACAAUUGCAAAGCAAAAUAUUAAAGUUAACAUGGUUUUAACAGAGAAUUAAUUCAAUUAUAUAGGGAAUGAGAUGAUUAUGAACCAAAGCCAUUUUUUUACAGGGCAGCUUAGAACAUGUGCUUGUGUGUGUCACCAUUUUAAAUACCAUUUUUCAAUGAGUGUCUGGUUUGACUUAAUUUUAUUCAUAAAUGCUUUUACUUUUCAGGGACAGAUACAACUCGAAUGUGUUUAUUUUGGAGGUUUAUGUAUACAAGACAAACCUAAAACAACUUUUGUUAUUAUUUUACCUGGAUAAUCUAAUGUUCUGAUUGUAUUCAAAAUCUGUAAAUGAAAAAUUAGAAAUUUCACAAUUAUUGUGAAAGUUCGCUUUUGAAAAUUAGCUAGACUGAGCAAUAGUUUUUCAGUGUAGAAUAUUGCAAAAACUAUCAAAAUGGAAUGGAAGCUAUGAUUUCAUUUUGUGCCUAUGACCUAUGAUUUGUGACAAAAUGUUUAUGUGUGUGCUUGUGUGUGCUUGUGGAGAAAAUUAUUAGUGCUAGCUAGUGACUGAUGUCAUCAAAAGAUUGAUUUAACUUUGUUAUGAACAUGUAAUAAAAAAAAAUAUGAAGUAAAA